CGGGUCGUUGAUCUGAUACUUUAUAAAGAAGCGCAUUAAAUAUCAGGGCUAGACUGUACCGAUUAGCGAGAUUCGCGUUUAGCAGCGACGCCAGACGGGAACGGAUUUGCAGGGUUUGUUUACAAAAAUUAGUGCCGCGAGCUUUGUUGGCGCAGGGAUUGGAUUCCAAAUUGUUCGGCGCUCCUUAUCUAGGUGCACUACGUGUAGGGUAUGACGUAUUGGCUUGUAUGUGAUGUGUAGUACACUACACAGAAAGUAGAGCGCUGUUUAGGAUUGAGCCGGGGUAGGCAAUAAAAGCGACGGUUUGUCGCAGCAGUGUUUUGAGUGAGUUAGCAGUGAGCUAAAGCGCGGAUUUACAACAUGUUGUCUUUUUCAGCUUAAAUAAAAAUGUCAGCUAUGUUCUGCGCUCGGUUGAAUUGUUGAGCAAGUGCUAACAGGCUAGAGAGUUAACCUAGCCUGUUACCUACGUCAUCUCCAAAGGGUUUCUAGAUCUUUCUCGGAUUAGAGAUCACGCGCGCUUCGAUACUGCUUUAUACCGGUUUUCCAGUGUGAUAUUUUUUAUUUUUUUUUACUGGAGAAUCGAUGAAUUGACUGACAUCGGUAUGUGUGACGGUCUCAGGGAAGGAGGCUGGUGGGGAGGCUGGCUGCAGCAGAGCUUCCAGUCCAUCAAAGACAGAUCGUCCGAAGCGUACGAGUUCAUCAAACGGGAUUUAACGGAGUUCUCCAACGUGGUGCAGCAUGACACGGCGUGCUCCAUCGUCGCCACGGCCAACGCCGUCAAGACCAAGCUGGCCGUAUGCUUUCCUAUCUCGCACACGUAUAUGAAUAUAUACAUAAUUUUUAAAAAUCCGUCUGUUAUUUUGUUGAAAAGACAGCCUUGGUUCUCUGUUCUCGUCCCGCGGCAGGUGGAAGGUUCGUCCGAGACGACGGAGAAGGUGAAGAAGAGCCUUUCUAACAUUCUGGGCGUGAUCACGGACACGCUCGCUCCUCCGCCCGACAUGACGAUCGACUGCGACGUCAUCACGCUGGUGGCCACGCCGGCCGGAACCACAGAGGUGUACGACAGCACCAAGGCCCGUCUCUACAGUCUACAAGCCGACCCUGCUACAUACUGCAACGAACCAGACGGUCCUCCGGAGCAGUUCGACGCUUGGCUCUCCUCUUUCAGUCUGGAGGAGAAGAAAGCUGAAAUCUCCGAGCUGCUGGUUAACAGCCCGUCUAUUCGAGCCCUCUACACUAAAAUGGUUCCAGCAGCCGUGGCUCACUCAGAGUUCUGGCAGCGCUACUUUUACAGAGUGUUUCAGCUGGAUCAGGAGGAGGCCAAGAGAGUGGCCCUGAAGCGGCGAGCAGAGGAAACCGCUCAGUCCGAGAGUCUGGGUUGGGAGGAGGAAGAGGAAGACGAGUUCCUAGGAGCCUCGUCGCCGUCUCGCUUGGACUUCACUCCUCCUCCUCCUCCUCCCCCGCCCGUAACCGUAGAGACCGGCCCUUCGUGCGCCCCGUCCUCUGAGGUGGCGGGUCCCCACGGCGACACCGCGUCGGACGUCACUCCGUCGGUCAGCAGCGACAGUGUGAGUCUCCCAACGCAGCUGGAGAUCCUUCCGCAGAGCCACGCCAUCGCGCCAGCCGAGGACGAGAAGCAGAAGAGCGCUGCCGCUGCGGAGGGAGCGAGGGAGGAGGGAGUCAGAGCGAGGGAGGAGGGAGCCAGAGUGAGGGCGGAGGGCGCGAGGGAGCAGGAGGCAAGAAAAUUGGAGGUAGUGCAAGACCUGCGAGUGUUCGAGCUCAACUCUGACAGCGGCAAGUCCACGCCUUCUACUAACGGCAAAAAAGGAUCCAGUACUGACGUGAGCGAGGACUGGGAAAAAGACUUCGACUUGGAUAUGACGGAGGAAGAGGUUCAGCUGGCUCUGUCUAAGACCGACGCCACCGCAGAGUUUGACGAUGAGGACUGGGAGAACUGGGAGUGAAGAGCCGGAAGCCCAGCGCCGCCGCCGCCGACGAUACGAGGACUCCACCGUUCCCGAACGAACCCACGCUUUAACGUCUCGAAACUCUUUAGUCUACGCCCACACCUUUGCAUUCAGCCGACGGGAGCAAGACGCUGGCCUGUGGGUCCACCGACCGGGUGACUUCCCGCCAGUGCAGUUUAGUUCAGAGCUGAAUUCAUUCAGUGUUUCCAUUGGAUGAAUAUUUCCAUAUGUUUAUUCAGGGGGAAAAUUGGCUUUAGAGCAGAAGUGGAAGAUGAACAGGACACGUCUGGGUUCAUGCGUGUCUUUAAAAAAACAACCUAAUAAUAAAAAAUGUACAGAUCAGCCCAGAGAUUGAGGUAUUGAUGAUAUGGAUGACUGCACCUAAGCUUACAGUAUGUCAGCUCUUCUACUUUUCCAGUAAGAGUGGGGAAAUAUAUCACCUUUCUGGGCUUCAUAAGUAGCCGUACUCUUCUCAUGCUACUCGUUCUGUUUAUAGGAUUAGACGCGAGUCCUGGUCUGUAAUUUAUGUUUCUCAUUUUGUGUUUCUUUCUUCAGCAUAUUGUCGUUCGGCUUUAUGGGAUUUUUUUUCCUUCUUCUGUCUAUGAAGUACUAACUUCAUCUAAUCUUAUGCAAGUGAUGGAAUUAGCGUAAAAGUACGUUCUGCCUUUCCGUAGACGACUGUUGCACUUUCGUUUCAUGAAUACAAUACGCUACAGGACUUCGUUCAGUGUUGUGUGGAAUGUUUUGGGGGGGCGGGGUGUAAUUUGUCACUUGUUGAAACUGUUCAUAUUUGACUAAACAUAAGCCGAUGUAA
Messenger RNA from Ictalurus furcatus (blue catfish), 2781 nucleotides. It is a transcript of the gene bsdc1, whose product is annotated as BSD domain containing 1. The coding region runs from base 603 to 1964 and encodes 453 amino acids. Lineage: Eukaryota; Metazoa; Chordata; Actinopteri; Siluriformes; Ictaluridae. The transcript is spliced from 9 exons. Gene Ontology annotation, cellular component: cytoplasm. The record is from RefSeq and is a predicted model, not a curated record.